AUGGCAGGUCAAAGUGCAUGGAAUGUAGUGCGUCUGCUUCGCAAGCUGGCAGAUCAAGGCCAGGCAAUUCUUUGCACCAUCCAUCAACCCAGUGCUCUGCUCUUCGAAUCAUUCGACCGACUACUUCUGCUCGAGCGGGGCGGAGAGACCGUGUAUUUUGGCGACAUCGGCAAAGACUCGCACGUCAUCCGCAACUACUUUGCUGCCAACGGCGCAUUCUGCCCGGCGAACGUCAACCCGGCCGAAUACAUGCUUGAGGCCAUUGGUGCUGGUACAACUCCGCGAGUUGGCGACCGCGACUGGAAAGACAUCUGGCUCGACUCACCGGAAUGCGAAAGCCUGCGAUCCAAAAUCGCACAGAUCAACAAUGAGGCGUUGACCAGGCCUGUGGCAGAGAAGACCAAGCUGAGCACCUAUGCGACCCCCUUCAUGUACCAACUGCGUACCGUCACUGCUCGCAAUUACCUUGCGCUCUGGCGAUCGCCAGACUACCUCUUCUCGCGGUUGUUUGUCUGCAGCUUCAUUUCGUUCUUCGUGUCGCUGUCGUUCUUGCAACUGGGCAUCAGUCUCCGGGAUCUCCAGUUCCGCGUGUUCUCGCUGUUCUGGGUCACUAUUCUUCCCGCUAUCAUCAUGGCUCAAAUUGAACCUAUGUUCAUCUCCAAUCGCCGGACUUUCAUCCGAGAGGCGUCAAGUCGCAUCUACUCCCCUUACGUGUUUGCUAUUGCUCAAACAUUGAGUGAGAUCCCUGGCUCCAUUGUUUGCGCUAUCGUAUACUGGGUCCUCAUGGUCUACCCAAUGCACUUUGGGCAAGGCGCUGCCGGGCUCAACGGCACCGGCUUCCAGCUGCUGAUGACGCUGACGAUGAUGAUUUUCGGUGUUACCCUGGGCCAGCUAAUCGGCGCCAUCAGCCCUAGCGUCCAAGUCGCGGCGCUGUACAAUCCUUUCCUGACUCUGGUCCUCGGAACAUUCUGUGGUGUUACGCUCCCGCAUGUGAACAACGGGUUCUGGUGGACAUGGCUGUACCAGCUUGUGCCGUACACGCGGACCAUCGCCGCGAUGGUGUCCACGGAGCUUUUCGGCCUGAAAUGGGGCCAGGCCUUUGUCAACAUCACGGGCGGGUACAUCGACAACCUGGACGCGACGUCCAACUGCAAGUACUGCUCGUACGCGGUCGGGGACGAGUUCUACACCCCGCUGGGCAUCAGCUUCUCUGGCGCUGGCGCGACUUUGGGAUCUUCCUUGCUUAUAUUGCUUUCAACAUGGCUGCGACAGUCAUUGCAUCGAGAUAUCUCCGCUACGCCAAACGCUGACCCAUAG
Mycena indigotica is the source of this 1317-nucleotide messenger RNA. RefSeq names its product Pleiotropic drug resistance ABC transporter protein. The coding region runs from base 1 to 1317 and encodes 438 amino acids. The transcript is spliced from 11 exons. Gene Ontology annotation, cellular component: membrane. Gene Ontology annotation, molecular function: ABC-type transporter activity. Lineage: Eukaryota; Fungi; Basidiomycota; Agaricomycetes; Agaricales; Mycenaceae. The record is from RefSeq and is a predicted model, not a curated record.